Molecule: messenger RNA, 1702 nt
Organism: Salvia hispanica
Lineage: Eukaryota; Viridiplantae; Streptophyta; Magnoliopsida; Lamiales; Lamiaceae
Cellular component (GO): COPII-coated ER to Golgi transport vesicle; endoplasmic reticulum
Source: RefSeq, a predicted model, not a curated record
CUACCUUUUCUUCCCCCAAUUUCUCCCAUUUCUCUGUUCAAAAUAAAAUAUCUGGAGAAAUUCAUUUCCAAAUUCAACAGCAGCUGAAUUCCUGAAUAAAAUCCAGUUCAAAACUUAAAAACGCCUCGUCGGAGGCGACUGCAGCGGCUUUCCGAUCAAAUACCGAGUUUUGAUCCGUUUGUUUCAGAGUUUUCUUAUUAUAGGUUUUUUCUUUCGAAAUUUUGUGAUUAUUGGAUGAUGGCGAGCCUGAUUGGGAAAAUUCGGGGUUUGGAUGCUUAUCCUAAGGUUAAUGAAGAUUUCUACAGCAGAACGCUCUCCGGCGGCUUUAUAACCCUAGCUUCGUCCAUCGUUAUGCUCCUCCUCUUCGUUUCUGAGCUCAGAUUAUAUCUUCAUGCAGUUACUGAGACAAAGUUAGUGGUUGAUACGUCUAGAGCAGAAAGGCUCCGUAUUAAUUUUGAUGUGACUUUUCCAGCACUACCGUGCUCUAUAGUCAGUCUUGAUGCCAUGGAUAUAAGUGGAGAGCAGCACUUGGAUGUCAGACAUGACAUUAUCAAGAAAAGAAUUGAUGCCCAGGGUAAUGUAAUAGAGACAAGAGCUGAUACCAUUGGUUCCCCCAAGAUUGAUCGACCUCUACAAAAGCAUGGUGGAAGACUUGAACACAAUGAAACUUAUUGUGGUUCAUGUUUUGGUGCAGAAGCGUCCGAUGAUGAUUGUUGUAACAACUGUGAAGAAGUACGUGAAGCAUAUAGUAAGAAAGGCUGGGCAUUAUCAAAUCCGGAUAUGAUUGAUCAGUGCAAAAGAGAAGGAUUUCUACAAAAGAUCAAGGACGAAGAGGGGGAAGGUUGCAACAUUUAUGGAUUCUUGGAUGUCAAUAAGGUAGCUGGUAAUUUUCAUUUUGCACCUGGGAAGAGUUUCCAGCAGUCAAAUUCCCAUGUUCAUGAUCUGCUGUCCUUUCAGAAGGAUAGUUUUAAUCUUACUCACAAAAUCAACAGAUUAGCAUAUGGAGAUUUCUUCCCUGGUGUUGUAAAUCCUCUUGAUGGUGCGGAAUGGACACAGCACACAGCUAAUGCAAUGUAUCAGUAUUUUCUCAAGGUGGUACCAACUGUGUUCACAGAUAUAGGUGGACAUACCAUCCAGUCAAAUCAGUUUUCUGUAACUGAACAUGUCAGAGGUGCCGAAUUGAGCCGACUCCAAGCUCUUCCGGGAGUGUUUUUCUUUUAUGAUCUUUCCCCAAUUAAGGUGACGUUCACAGAGACGCAUGUUUCCUUCUUGCACUUCCUCACCAAUGUCUGUGCUAUUGUUGGAGGCAUUUUCACAGUUUCGGGGAUAGUCGACUCCUUUGUGUAUCACGGCCAUAGGGCAAUAAAAAAGAAAAUGGAACUAGGUAAGUUCACCUAAUGGUUGAUGCAAUGGCACUUGGUUAUUUGCAGUUGGAAAAGGGCGUCCCUUUAAAACGGAAGGUGGAACACACUUUCGUGCUGCCCGGUCCAUGCUUGAAGUUAUCAGAUGAAUCAACAGUCACAACAAGGGUAUAUACUCUCAUCACAUGACUAUGUUUUAGAUGUGGACCGGUUUUGAUAUUUACUCUCAUCCAAAUGUUGUUCCACGCUAGUUGGUCUUGAGAUAUCUUACUUCACUUAUGCUUAAUAUAUUUGCUUAUUAGUUUUAAUAACAAUUUUAAAAGUGUAUGUUUGAUCGGUCA